AAUAAAGAUUAGGUAAAGAUAAAGAUUGAACACGCUUUCGCACGGCAACAACGGCGUGAGCCGACGUCCAACAACUCAAACGGCCACCGAAUUGCGUGGUGGGGGCCGGGCUCCGCGACCGCCUCUCCUCUCCCGGGACGUCACCCGUGCCGUCCCGUAGCGCUUCUUCCUUCUCUCCCUCCCCUCCCAGCCGCCCCUCCCGUCUCCUACCCACAAAUCCAAUCCAACCCCCGUCACAUAUCGCCGGAAAAAUCCCCUCCGACAGAUCAAAGCCAAGGCUAUCUCGUCCUCCUCCUCAAGAUGCAGAUCUUCGUGAAGACCCUCACCGGCAAGACCAUCACCUUGGAGGUUGAGUCCUCUGACACAAUCGACAAUGUCAAGGCUAAGAUCCAGGACAAGGAGGGCAUCCCCCCAGACCAGCAGCGUCUCAUCUUCGCUGGCAAGCAGCUUGAGGAUGGCCGCACCCUUGCUGACUACAACAUCCAGAAGGAGUCCACCCUCCACCUGGUGCUCAGACUCCGUGGUGGUAUGCAGAUAUUCGUAAAGACCCUCACCGGCAAGACCAUCACCUUGGAGGUUGAGUCCUCGGACACCAUUGACAAUGUGAAGGCCAAGAUCCAGGACAAGGAGGGCAUUCCCCCGGACCAGCAGCGUCUCAUCUUCGCUGGCAAGCAGCUUGAGGAUGGUCGCACCCUUGCGGACUACAACAUCCAGAAGGAGUCCACCCUUCACUUGGUGCUCCGUCUGCGUGGUGGCCAGUAAGCUCCUGGACAUGGUGCUGCUUCUGUCUCUGGGUUCCAGUCUUGGGUGUUCGGUGUCCUCCAAUGGAAUCUUGUCUGUGUCGUUGCCUCAUCCUGUCUUUGUUUCUGUAACGUACUGUCAUGCAGUGUUAUCUUUGGUGAACUUUGAAUAAGUGAGCCCUGAACUUUGAUGUCCGCUCUUGUGUUAUAUCUAAAAUGCGUGAACUGAUUUUGUGUGCUGUA
Messenger RNA from Aegilops tauschii subsp. strangulata, 983 nucleotides. Its product is annotated as polyubiquitin 11. Gene Ontology annotation, molecular function: protein binding. NCBI's taxonomy places the organism in Eukaryota, Viridiplantae, Streptophyta, Magnoliopsida, Poales, Poaceae. The record is from RefSeq and is a predicted model, not a curated record.